Molecule: messenger RNA, 4090 nt
Organism: Thermothelomyces thermophilus ATCC 42464
Lineage: Eukaryota; Fungi; Ascomycota; Sordariomycetes; Sordariales; Chaetomiaceae
Exons: 2
Coding region: 2656-3921 (421 amino acids)
Source: RefSeq, a predicted model, not a curated record
UUAGCGACUCGUCCAGAGUCCCAGCUUCAUUUCUACUCUCGGACAUCUAGGCUCAUACCGCGAGCACUUCUUCGUCUUCCCCACCACCGCAUUACACAUUCCACUUCUUUCGAGAGCCAUUGCCGUUUUGUUAAUAUACUUCGCCCUCUUUAUUCUUUUUUCCCCCCUUCUUUUCUGUUUCCUUCUAGCUAUACGUUCUUUCCAUCCUCUUCAUCCGCAUCACUUAACUAUCCUCCGCUCCUGGCAACUACUUCCGCCUACAGAUACCCCAUGGCUACAACACCCAGCUUGCAAGAUGCCUUGUCACAUGGGGUAUUGGGCGUUAAACAGCCGAUCAUACACGCGACUCGACACCACUCGGAGUCUUUCGCACCAGACCAAGACCAGAGCAUGCAUCCACCAGGGCAGAUGGUGACCGACCUUGCUCUCACCCAGGGCUUGGGUUCUGCAGUGGUCACAGCUGACGCGAAAUCUCAUCCAGAGUCUACUUCUUCGGAAGCCGUCUCGGAGACCGUUCGACACUCACCGAAGAAAGGCGUUGUCACUGGUGCUGACGCAACAGAAGAAGCUAAGGAGCCAGCCGCAGGGGUCGCCGCCGCUCCGGACACGGCGGAGAGCGAAGCUAGCAGGACCGAGGCAGCAGCCAACGGCUUCUCAACCACUCCUGAUACCGCGACGGAAACACCAUGCUCAAGAAAUAGUCCUGCUAUCCUCCCUACCAAUGGCGGAGGAGCCGACGAAGAGGAAGAAGACGACCUCGUCGCGGCCAUCCGCGACCGCAAGAAGAAGGCUUCUCACACAGGCCAAGACGCCGCCAAACCGCUGCCGUCGGGUCCGCCGGGGAGAUCCGCAGACGGCACCACACACACCAAUGGCGAAGGCUCUCAGCGAGAGCUCUCGAUUCUCGACGGCUCGGUAAACAAUGUCUUGGUAACCCGGCUUGGUCUAAAGAGACCGGCCAGUGUCGUUGGAAGCAGUUUCCUCGGCAGCUACGACUACGCGGGGCGGAGGCAAGAGGCAAGGCAAAUCACCGGAGCCAGAACUAGCCAUGCCCCUCUCGGCGAAUCCAGGGAGACCACGUCUAGAGUCUCGCGCAAAAGACCCUCUCCAGAGGUAAUAGACCUCACCAGUAUCUCUGACAACGAAGAAGAAGCCCCCGAUCUUUUCUCGCACCGCGGGGCCAAGAAACACCGGCUGGACAAGCAUGGUCGGGAGAGACAGCGUACACCAGAGCACGGAGAGUCCCAAGCUUUUGAUGAUGUUAAGAGAGCCGAAAAGCGCUCUUGGGAGAAGAGGAAGAAGAGAGAUAAAGAGUACUCGCGGCGCAGGCGGCGCCCGGACCGGCGGGAGGGGCGAGAGAGGACGAAGCAAUGGGGCCAGCAAGGUGUGGGGGAAGAAGAGGCUUGGUUAGAAAUCAUCCGCGGCAUCCAGCAGGUGUCUGGUCAACCGCCUCCCCGAGAACACCUCGGGGAACCUAGCCGCCAAUCAAACCUCCGUAGUGCUCAGCCGACCAACGAACUACAGCACGGCCAGCAGCCGAGACGACAGCCUCGCCAGGAUGCCUGCCAGUCCGGUAUGCGCCCAGACCAGGGAUCCCGUACCGUACCGCAGCCCAGUCAGGGGGUUCAACAUCAGAUAAGCGUCCCAAGUCCAGCCACGCGCCCUCCGAGUCAGGGGUUGCUCCAGGAGUCGAGUUCGCCGCUUGGUCUCGAACUAAGUCUUCGGCCGGGGAGCAGUCCCAACCAGGCACAGCUGCAUAAUCAAAGGAUCAUAGACGCCAUCAAGAAUCGUCGGCCUGGGACUGCGGGCGACAACGAGAGCACAAGGCUUCAAGAUGAUUCGCUAGGUCGGAAACCCGCGGUGAGCGAUGGUCCUCUAUCCACAACCACUUACCCAGAGGAUGAUGCUGCGCUCUUCCAGACGCUAGCGGCCAAGGUGCCUGAAAAACGGACCGCCCAGUUCGUGACGGGCCUGCCAAACGGCGACGUGCGUCUUGGCCGGAAUAGCCUCCAAAGGGUGGGUCGAGGAGCCGGGCUUCCAGGGGCACAACGGCAAGCAGGCAGUCUUUCGCGGCGGGCGCCUCCCGAAUCAGCCCUCAGUCGCCGGCUAACCCAGCGCCCAAACCUUCUCCUGCCACCGGACGGCAAAAGUAGCCGUCAGGCCAGUCGGCUUCCCCAGUGCCGAAAUAUCUUUCAGCCCAGGCAGCCCCAACAACCGUCCCGUUCCGCCGCUCGGCCGUGUACCGAGAUCUCCACAGACCAGGACAUCGUCUCGCCACCGCCGCCGGCUGCCUCCUCUCGCGUUCCGUCGGCUGUCUCGCAGCCCCAGAACGCCGGCUACCACCCGCUGCUGCCCCCGAGCCGCGCUCGUGAACGACAGCAGCAGCAGCAGCAGCAAGUGACGGCGCCCACUUUUCACUACGAGCCCGGUGCCCACCCCGCGCGGCCGCCGCGUGAGACGGUCCCGGCCGCCGAAGCCCUGGGGCCAGACAGGACGGUGGUCCAGUACGUCGUCUAUCGCACCCCACGCUUUAACCCUCCGGCCAACCUACGGAAGAGGGGGACAACUGGAGGAACAAGGGGGGGAGGAAGAGACCCAGGCGGGGAGGAAGAAGAAGAGGAGGAGGAGGAGGAGGAGGAGGACAAUGAUGAGGAGAUGCUCCGAAGGCUGCGGCAGCGCAGGGCGGUGCGGUGCAGCGAGCACUGCUCGGUGCAGGCGGCCAACGCGCAGGCCGCGGGACGGCUCGACCGCCCCCGCAAGGGCGUCGUCGGCAAGAGCUGGGCCAUGGUCCGCUCCUCUUUCUCCUUCUCUUCCUCCUCCCCCUCCUCCUCCUCCUCCUCAUCAUCAUCUCCACCUUUCUCCACCGCUAAUUCUGUGGCUGCUGCUGCGCCAGGUUCGGGCCUUGUCCCACCGGAGCAAGCGGCGGGAGGGGCAGGAGAAGAAAGAGACGAAGGGGUGCUCCUGUACGAAGGGCGCGUGAGCUACGCCAGCGGGGAGGUGCAGUUUUUCUGGGUGGGCGAGGAGGUCCGCGACAUCGGCGGCGGCGGCGGCUUGACGGGCGGGCUCGGGCGGGUGCGUGUGGACCGGGAGGCGGCGGCCGUGUAUGCGCGGAAGCGGUUCGACGUCUGGUCGAGGGUGGUGUAUCUCGGGAAGAGGGGGGAGGAGCAGGCGGGGUCGGGCCAGAGGCAGGGGCAAGGGCACGGGCACGGGCAAGGACAGGGGCAGAAGCUUGUUUUCGAGUGUGCUGGCAAUGAGGAUGGUGAAGGAGGUGGUGAAAAGGCGAGUGGGACGUCCGCUGGAGGGAAUAAUAUGGAGGGUACGGAGAAGGAAGGGGAAAGGGGGAGCGUGGCGGACGCGGCUACUGCUGGCAAUGACGACGACGAUAACGACAACAACAACACCGAGCCCGACCGUGCCCGCCGCUCCUCUAGCGUCUCGAGCACGGCGACCGUCACCUUCACCCCCUACGCAACCCCGCUGGACCUCGUCGAGAUGGAGACCCGCCUUGAGGGGAGCUACACAAUGCUGCACCUAGCCAACCGGGCGGCGCUGGCCGCCUUCCUGGAGCUCGCCCGGCCGCGGAACCGGGGGAUCGACGACCAUCACCACUACCAGCACUCGGUCCGGCCCGAGAUGGCGGCACGCUUCAAGGAACACGGUCUCGGAACGCCCGGGUGCGCCAGCACGGCCGAGCUCGUGUUCGAACCGCCCGCAUGGCGGCCCUUUCGGUGGGGAUUCCUGAAGCUAGUGGUGGAGGUGGUGCAGAGCGAGCUUCGCGGGCCGGUAGACAUCGGGGACAUGGUCGUCGAGGGGGACGUGAACGCGCGCGAGCCAGGGGUGGCCGGCGAGGUCGACGCUCCAGCGGUGGCGUGCCAGGUAGAGGAGGAGUCGGAGGAAGGGAAAGGCAGCGAAGAAGAAUGACGGCGGUCAUAUACCUACCACCUAGGCAAACAUGGGUAGAUCAAGGGCGGGUAUAGAUUCAGGAACGGUCCAUGUGUUGAAUGAUAUAUCGGGCUAAGUGAAAUCGGACAGCCAACACCUUGUAUAUAGCUUAUUCGAGACAAGACAAGAAAAAGAACAAAAAGUAGGG